AUAAUAAUUCUCUGUAGUCUGCUACUGCUUGUAGGUUUCCCAGCACAGCGUGGCCCUCCCACAGUGCUGACAUCAAGCAAAGGUUUGCACAGGUGAGAGUUUUCCAGGUCUUAUCUUGUAUUCAUCGUCUUUUGAGCCCUCAGCCUGCACAUAAAUAUAAUGCAAGGGUCACAAAAUAUCGGGUCCUCAUUCAGUCUCUUGGUGUUUAAAUCCAGCAUUGGCUCUUCAAAGCCCCUGGGCAACCAUUGCCUCUAUCAGAAAAUGCACACACACACACCCAUCUAAAAGUGCUUUCAGAAGCAAAGCUGCAUAGAUGCCACAAACACAAGCAUGAGCGGUGGCUUUCAGGGGAAGCUGUGUCAAUAACAACAGAAUAAUAAAAUUUUAUUUGAGCCAAAGGAAGAGAGAGAAUGACUUAGCAGCCCACUGAGAUGAUGCAGCACUGCCAAUGCGGUUUCUUCAGACUACUAUAAUCACAUUGCUUGGCUGCCUCUCAUACCUCCUUUUAACAAUCUGUUUAACCCUUUGGCCAAUUCGGCUGGGCAGGACAGCCAUAGCGUGGUACCUCUUCUCCAGCCACAGCUUGGUGACUUUGGGGGUGCAGGGAGAGAUGAGGGAAGUGUGUAGGGGAAGCAGAGUGCUGCAAUUUAGCUGUCCUGGGGAGCACAUGGAGAGAUGAGCUGGAGUUCAUGUGGUUGGAGUGGGCACAGGAAAGGGGACAAGACUCUCUAGAAAAUCUAGAUCCCUUUGUUACGCUGCUUGGCAGGUGACUUGCUCAAUCCAAUGAUGGGAUUUUCUGUGCACAGGUAACAAGCUAGAUGCCUUACAGUCACAGCCUUUGACUUAAAUAGGAGCUCUAGAGCACACCACCAGCAGACCGGAGAGCAGACCCGAUGUCCUGGGGAGCCCCUCGUCACAUUUGGCCUAUGUCUGGAGUGACGGGAGAUGGUAAAUUGGAAAAGUGCUCUGAGAGUGGGCACUAGUGCACGCUGCAAACUUCAGCUCUUUCUUGCGGCCGUGUUCCUUUUUGUGCUACAAGUAAACUUGGCAAGCCCCGUUUGGAGUGCCUGCCUUGGUGUCUGGGUGCCCACGCCCUGGGUAAGCACACCUUUGUAGCAGUUUUUCCACAGAAACUAAACCUGUAGAAAUAAAGCAUGCUCUGCCGCCAGGGAGCUGCCUAUGGGGAACACCCCACCACCAGGUACCACGAGGACCCAAAUGUGAGGCUCUCACAGCCCGUAGCAUCAGGACCACAUGCAGACCGCCUGUUUCUCUGGAUGCUGGAUGAGAGGCUGGAGUCCAGGGGGCGUUUGGAGCCCCCUUUGGAAGCGGUGGGAAGACCAGAUCCUCUUUGUACCCUUUCUCUGAUAACCUAACCCCAAACUCUAGCUCACCUCCAGCACCGGUGGCUGGGCAGGAGGCGUGUGAAGCUGGACCUGCUGCAGCAGGCUGUGCCAGCUUCCCGAUUCCCUCUGCCAGCCUCCCGAUUCCCAGCGCCCGGGGAUGUGAGCUCGCUGUGGGAGGCACGUGCAGAGCCGCCGGGAGCAGGAGCGGUGCCGGCAGCCUGGAUCGCAUUCCUCAAACCCUGUUUCCCAGCAGGGCGCUUAUUCCAGGGCUGGGUCCUCCCCGGGCUGCGCUCUGUGCUAAUGACUAUUUCCCCUUGAUAGAUUACCCGUGCCAUUGUGGGGCUGACAUCUUAGCCGGGAGCCCUGCUUGGUCCCUUAUCAUGGGAGCAUGAGGAAUGAUCCUUCCCUCCCGACACCCGUCGAUAGCAGUGAGUAAUAGCCGGGAAGGGAGGCAGACGAUAGUAGGAACAUGCUCAACAGAGGUGCUGUUAUUCUUGGGACAGGAGGCAACUGCGGAGGAGGAGGAGGAGGAGAGCUUGGAGGGCGGACGGGGGGGUCCUGUCAUUGCUGAUGCUCUCUGGGGCUCGGCAGCUGGAGAGAAACAUUGACUCGGGAUGGUCAAAGCUGGGAAGGAAAAAAAGCAAGGAGGGAAAGGAAUGAAGUGAAAGGAGCUGAGAGCCAGGCUGGAGAGCACGCAGACAGCCUGGUGACCUCUGGUGCAUGAAGGAUGAAGGAAGCAGACUGAGUGACUAUGUGGACCGCCUGGGUGAUCAUCUUCUGGAUUUCAACCGUCCUGAUCAGGGCUGCCCCACCUAUCUGUGACCUCCUGAGCGUCCUGAAAAAGGAGGAAGAAAACUGUGCUGAGACUCUGUCCCUGGAGGCGAGGAACAGGACACCUGAAAAUGAUCUGCUCCUGACAUCAGGCAGAUGUGCUGGAAUGUGGGAUAACAUGAGCUGCUGGCCUUCAUCAGCUGUGGGACAGACUGUCGAUGCUCCCUGCCCCAAAUUCUUCCAGAUGCUGACUGGGAAAAAAGGUUUUAUCUACCGAAACUGUACCAGCGAGGGUUGGUCAGACCCAUAUCCAAGACCAGAUAUUGCUUGUGGCUACAACGUCAAUGACACCGCAAAUGAGAAAAGACAAGCCUAUUUCAUGACCCUGAAGACCAUGUACACCAUUGGAUACUGCACCUCCCUUGUGACGCUGACAAUAGCCUUAGUGGUCCUGGCCUCUUUAAGAAGACUUCGCUGUACGAGGAACUACAUCCACAUGCAUCUCUUCACAUCCUUCAUUUUGCGAGCCUCAUCUAGCUUCAUCAAAGAUGCUGUUUUGUUCUCCUCUGAAGACACAAACUACUGUGAGGCACACACGGCUGGAUGCAAGCUUACCAUGGUCUUCUUUCAGUAUUGCAUUAUGUCUAACUACAGCUGGCUUCUCGUGGAGGGACUGUACCUCCACGCUCUCCUGGUAAUUUCCUUCUUCUCUGAAAGGAAGUUCUUCUGGUGGUUCAUCACCCUUGGAUGGGGUGCCCCGAGUGUCUUUGUGGCUGCGUGGGCCACUGCAAGGCAACUCCAUGAAAACACUGGGUGUUGGGACAUUAACACUAAUGCCAAUACCUGGUGGAUCAUUAAAGGCCCUGUAGUUUUGUCUAUUUUUAUUAAUUUCAUUCUUUUCAUCAACAUUUUAAGAAUCCUGAUGAAGAAGCUCAGCUCACCUGAAAGACGGAGCAACGAUUUCAACCAGUACAAGAAGCUUGCCAAGUCGACACUCCUCCUUAUCCCACUCUUUGGGGUUCACUACAUCAUCUUUGCUUUCUUCCCCGAAGACACAAGUAUUGGCACAAUGGAAAUUCAGCUGUUUUUUGAACUGGCUCUUGGAUCGUUCCAGGGUUUUUUCGUGGCUGUACUUUAUUGUUUUCUUAAUGGUGAGGUUCAGCUGGAAGUUCAGAGAAAAUGGAGGCAGUGGCAUUUAAGCAAACACUUGCCUCAGCACGUUAGCACCUCAGCAAGUAACGGAGGAAGUGGCUUAACUCAGGAGAUGCAGGUAGUAAAGUCGAGCCCACCACAACACAGGAGAGCAAACCUCCAAAGAUCAAGCAUGCUUUAACACUGCACCCUUGAGGGAUACCUCCGUGCUCAGAUACACGUGGUUAAAUCCCAUGGACUGUGCUGGGAGUCUUGUGUAUAUAUCUGAGAGCAGGACUUGGCUGUGGAUCAGCAGUUCUUGAAGCACAUCUGUUCGUCUAUAUCCUGUGUAGCACCAAAGUUAUUUUGCAAGGCAAAAUGGGCCAAAACAUUAUGCUCUUCCUUGGGUUUCUGGCCACAGUCAUUUGUGUUUCUUUCCACACCAAUAUUUUUAAGCUGCUAUUUCUACCUUAAAUGAAGCCUCUCAUUUUCCACGUGGCUCCCUUCCAAUGCUAGGCCAGGCGGGUGAGUUUCAGAUGUUUUGUAUUUCUUCUGCUGUUGAAGCUAGGAGGAUAUUCAGCUUUGUAAGAUGAAGGUUGAAUACCGUCCUUCAACACAGACUAUGGGUUUGAAAUACAAAGUCACUGUACCUAAAGUUCACCAAGGUUCAAAGUCUUUCUGUUGUGGUGGAAUGAUGAUGGACACUGAGAAUAUAAAGCACAUCUGAGCUCCUCCUUCCACUGUGAUUGUAUGCCCAUUGCUCAGGUAUUCUUCAGCGAUAGUGGCAGCAUCAAAGUUUUCUUCCUUUGCCUCUUCUAACAGUGGUGAUCUUGGAAACAGCUGUGGUCCUGUUUGGGUUUCGGUAUGGUUUUUGAAAAGGUAGAAGCUAUUGUAGCAAAUUCCAAGAGUGGCCAUGAGAACUGCCCUGGUUUGAAUUGCAAAGGGGUGAAAGAAUUCAGCUGACAAAUGCAGUCAGUCAGGUCUGCUAUUUGAUUUUUUAUCUCUAUUUACCAAGUUGAGGCAAUUCUUGCCUAGCUUUCCUUGAGGGCAAAGAUGACUGAACAGAAAGCAAGUGGCAUUUAUCACCUUCUCCCCACUCCCGGUCACCCAUAUGACAUUGGCAAAAUAAGCACAGCUCUGCCAAGCGCUGACUGAGUGGCGCUCCCCAACUGCUCUGCCAAAACCACUCAAAUAACCUUCUAUUUACAGCAAGCCCUCAUGGCAGGCUUCUGCCAUUUCACCAGAAGACAAACAUGCAGAGAGAUUCAAAGGAUGCCUUCAAAGUUGAAUUACCUGCACCGAAGCAAUUUGUUGAGUGCUGUUAUUAGCGCUGCUUCAAACGGCAAGAUUCAGGACAGGAAAAAUACCAUUAUUUCCUGCAGGUGUUGAUAGAUUGCACAGCCUGUGUUCUCCUGAUCAACUGGGUACCGUGGCUGGGCCGGGACAGAUGCCUUGUCAGGGGGAAGGGUUUUGUAUUCGUUCAGCCUCCUCUGCCUGUUUGGCUUUGCCUGCCGAUGCUUGUCGCCCUGCAAUGGGAGAGCUGAGCCUCUUAACACCAGAGGGGAAAAAAAAAAUCAAGUACAAUUCAGUGAACUGGCAAGAGUUCCCAGGAAUUAGUCCUAAACUUAUGUUGUUUGGAAAUGGCAAGGUUUUGAGUCGACCUAGUCCUUUAAAACUCAGCCACAACCAGUGGAAGGAACAGCAGAAGCAGGAUCAGUCCUGUGACGGAGAGAAAGGAGAUCUCUCUCUGUACACCUUUGGGUAAAAGCUCUUGCUUCUCACUGAUUUUCUCAAGCCAUGCAGAUCCUUCAAGUAUCUGUGAGUUUCACUCAGUCCCAGGGUAUUUAGCAAGUCAGAUACUUCCAAAGAGAGACAACCAUUAGCCUAAUUUCCUCUGUGGCCCACAAAAGCUACUGUAAGACCAUGAAGAGUGAAACAACCUCUGUGUUCCCUGUCUGAGAAUUAAACAUUUAUAAUUGAAGCCAAAGCAGCUGUUUGCUUUAAACGCAAAUGCCUUCUUCUGGCAUGAAUGAAGAAAUACAUAUCCAGAGAUCCAAUCAAGCUUAAUUAAGGAGCUCUGAUGCAAUUAUUUGCUAUCCCACAAGAGCCCAGCCCAGCACUGAUGGCACAAGGCUGGGUGGAGCUACGGUUGAGUGUGUUACCUAUUUGUACAGAAGUCCUGGCCAAACAGCAGGAACCACAUCCCCUGGAGGAAAAUGCUGCAUUUUGUAUUUUUGUUUUUGGUGUUGGUGGUUUUCUAAAUCUGUGCUCAAGCAUAAGCUAUUGUUUUACACGGUCACUUUGGUUUUAUUUGACCUUCCUGAAAUAAACAGAUAAGAGGAAGCUUCCCAGAUUGCCAUAUUGCACAUUUACUCCAGGCACUGAGCACCCGGGCAGCAAGCACUGCCUCCAUAAAACCCCUCCGACAUCACAUCAGCUGGCACUGGGAGUCCUCGGAGCUUUAGGAAGAGCAGGUCCAUGAGGGCAGGUGCCAGAAGCAGGCAUCCCUGCACCUUAUGGUGCUGGGACCUGGAUGUAGAAGGCUGCUGCCAA
Molecule: messenger RNA, 5801 nt
Organism: Anas platyrhynchos (mallard)
Lineage: Eukaryota; Metazoa; Chordata; Aves; Anseriformes; Anatidae
Gene: SCTR
Product: secretin receptor
Biological process (GO): adenylate cyclase-modulating G protein-coupled receptor signaling pathway; cell surface receptor signaling pathway
Cellular component (GO): plasma membrane
Molecular function (GO): G protein-coupled peptide receptor activity; peptide hormone binding; secretin receptor activity
Source: RefSeq, a predicted model, not a curated record